AGAUAAGCUAUUUUUAAAUAUAUUUACUAGAAAUCUUAAGAUGUCUUUUGAAACCAGUCAACAGGCAGUAGUUCGGCUUACAUUAGGGUUAACAGAAAAGUUUAAAAAACAUAUUAGUCAACAGGAAAAGCUGGCCAAAAAUCGAGUUAAAAAUAAGAAAUACUACAAAAAUAAUAUAUCAGAAGAUAAAUUUGAUGAGAGUUUAAAAUAUCAAUCAUUCGAAUCAGUAUUUAUACAAGAAAAAUCCCUAAAAACGAAUAUUUUAAUUGAUCGCUAUGAAUUAAAAUCAUUUAUUGGAGCGGGUGCAUUUUCUUGUUGUAUAUUAGCGGUAGAUAAGUUACGUCCAGAUCAGCCAUUUCGUGUAAUUAAAAAAAUGAACCAAACAUAUGAAGAAUUUGGACUUCAAGUAUAAGGACAGACAUAAAUACGACUGGAUUUUGACAUCCUAUUACUAGGAAUAUCGUUUAUUAAAGCGAAUUCAUCGAUUACCAUAUUUACAACCUUUCA
Molecule: messenger RNA, 507 nt
Organism: Pneumocystis murina B123
Lineage: Eukaryota; Fungi; Ascomycota; Pneumocystomycetes; Pneumocystales; Pneumocystaceae
Exons: 3
Coding region: 41-412 (123 amino acids)
Molecular function (GO): ATP binding
Source: RefSeq, a predicted model, not a curated record